Messenger RNA from Anopheles coustani, 2049 nucleotides. It is a transcript of the gene Phb2, whose product is annotated as prohibitin-2. Lineage: Eukaryota; Metazoa; Arthropoda; Insecta; Diptera; Culicidae. Gene Ontology annotation, biological process: mitochondrion organization. The record is from RefSeq and is a predicted model, not a curated record. The transcript has 4 exons. Gene Ontology annotation, cellular component: membrane; mitochondrion. Bases 66 to 1157 code for a protein of 363 amino acids.
CUCUCCUGCAGUAAAUAACCGAGUUUUACUAUAUUUUGGUUCACAUAGGAAUACAAGUUGCGAAAAUGGCACAAAGUAAAUUGAACGAUUUGGCCGGAAAAUUCGGCAAAGGUGGACCACCGGGGCUGACCACCGGACUGAAAGUGCUGGCCGCGGUCGGAGCAGCAGCCUACGGUAUCAAAAACUCCAUGUACACCGUUGAAGGUGGCCACCGUGCGAUCAUAUUCAACCGUAUUGGCGGUGUCGGCGAUGAUGUGUUCGCAGAAGGAUUGCACUUCCGAGUCCCCUGGUUCCAGUAUCCGAUCAUCUACGACAUUCGGUCGCGCCCACGCAAGAUUUCCUCCCCGACCGGUUCGAAGGAUCUGCAGAUGGUAAACAUUUCGCUGCGUGUGCUUUCACGGCCCGAUGCCCGCAAACUGCCCGUCAUGUACCGUCAGCUUGGUCAGGACUACGACGAAAAAGUGUUGCCCUCGAUUUGUAACGAGGUGCUGAAGAGUGUGGUGGCCAAGUUCAACGCCUCGCAGCUAAUCACCCAGCGUCAGCAGGUGUCGCUGCUGAUUCGUCGGGAGCUGGUAGAGCGGGCGGCUGAUUUCAACAUCAUCCUGGACGAUGUGUCUCUGACGGAGCUGAGCUUCGGCAAGGAAUAUACGGCGGCCGUCGAAAGCAAACAGGUCGCGCAACAGGAAGCCCAACGGGCUGCUUUCUUGGUGGAACGCGCGAAACAAGAACGCCAGCAGAAGAUCGUCCAGGCGGAGGGAGAGGCGGAAGCGGCCAAAAUGUUGGGUAUUGCAGUUGGCGAAAAUCCCGGCUACCUUAAGCUGCGAAAGAUUCGUGCCGCACAGAACAUUGCUCGAACGAUCGCCAACUCGCAGAACCGCGUCUACCUCUCUGCCAACAGUCUGAUGUUGAACAUCCAGGACGACAACUUCGACGAAAUGUCGAAGAAGGUUUCAAGUGGUCGUCGGCAGGACGGAUGGUUUUCCUCGCCAGCAUCAUCGCCUGCUACGACGUCUUCAAAUGUCGUAGAAAAAACACCUUCGAAUGCUUCUCCGGUGCCUCUGCAUUCCGUAACAUCUGAAUCCAAGGAGUACGACGAGAGUUUGAUUCAAAUAGUCGCCGGAGAAACCGUUGAUCGAUUGAAAGGCAACGUGCUGUAGUAGGAAAGUUCAUGUAUGCCACAAGAGAAUCUUCCAGUUAGGGCUUUCUUUCAUCGUUAAAAUGCAUUUGAUACAGUUACGGUUGCUUCGUUGUACGAUUCACUAUUAAUACGAUUGAUUUGUAUUUCUUUUUGCUGUCUAUAUGUGGUACCUUUAUCUUGUUGUAUAAGUUCAUAGCUAGCCAUUUUGUUGCCAUCUGUGGCACACACACGCGUCCACAAUUUUUCCUUAUUACUUUUUAUUACCGAAUGACGAUGAUGAUCGUGUUAUGUUAGCUUGCGAGAAAUGCAAUGAAAUUCAUUCUUGUGUUGAAACGAAUAAACUGUUUUAUAAAUCCGUAGAAAACCUGAAAAAUGUGUUGCUUAAGUUUUGCCUGUUCUGUUUUGUGUAAAGGGAUCGUUAUGGAAAGUGUUCAUUUUGGUAUGUUUCGUUUGUUCGUUCCGUUACUGUAUAAAAACUUUCCCUGAACAGUUUAUUAGUUUGUUGAGUAGCAGAAUCGGUUUUCAAGUUAAUCUAUUAAUUUGUCCGUUCGCUAUGGUUUCGACGGGGUUUUUGUUGGCAGUGUUUUUGUUUUCUUCGUCGAGCACACAUCAGGGACCCGUAGUUUUUGCUAUUUUAUGUUGCUUCCAGUUUCUAUUAAUGCAUCAGCUUGUGAAAAACGUUACUUUAUUUAGGUUUUACUUGGUUAUUCAUUAUGUGCAUUCUAAUUGGCUGAUUUGUUAGAUUUACGGAACACGGCUGCAGACCAAAAGCGUAUUAUGGGGCCAUUUAUUCGAAUUUCGGGGUAUUCUGUUUGUUGAUUCUCGCCGACUCGUUCUCUAUUUGGAUGUUUGCGUUGGUUCUCUAAAAGGGAUGUAAUAGAUUGCUGAUCCUUCAACUUCACUUCCAAUUG